AGCAAGAAGCUGCAGCACCCAGCGGAAGGAGGAAGCAGACACACUGUAGCUGAACUCCCCAGAGGGACGCACAUCGCCAGGCCAGCAUUACUUUGACCGAGAUGUUGGGGCCACUGGGAAAGCGGACCCUCUCCGCGCUCCUGCUGAUUAUCUCCUUUCAGGGGAAGGUCGAAACAAGUUAUUCAGUUGCAACUCCGGCACCAGUACUUCAUGCCAAUGGAGAUAAAUUACCUUUCGAGGAGCUGUUUCUUCUUUUAGGACAAAAUAACAUUGAAAAGUUGAACAUAACAAUGGCCACAAAGAUUAGGCUGACCUGCAAUUUGACAGUUCAAGCUGCACAGAAAUCUCCAACAACUGGCCAUUGGAAAAAAGAUGGCAAUGAGAUCAAUAAAAAGGAAAUUGAGUCCGACCAGAAAGCUUUUUCGAUAUCUCAUGAGUUUGAUUUUUGGAAUGAAAGUGAUGCUGGGAACUAUUCUUGUAUCUUUGACACAGACCCCAACUCGGAAGGCAGGUUUGAAGUACAAAUUCCCCCUAUCUGGACCAAAACAGAACGUGUGGCUUUGUCAAAGCACAAUCCAGUUAAUUUAACUUGUGAAAGUGGUCAAUAUACUCCACUCAGAUGGAUUUGGAGGAAGGGCAUCCAGGACGGCACACAGAAGCUGAUGAAUGAGACAGAUGGAUAUGAUAUCCACAGUAAUGGCAAUAAAUCAAUACUUGCAAUAAAAAAUGUCAUGGUGGAUAAUUCUACGUACUACCACUGUGAAGCUGUCUACACCGUGGGGGUCAGUACAUUGAAGAUCUACCUGAAGGUUCACGACCUCACUGCUGCACUUAUCCCAUUUCUGUGUAUCGUUGCUGAGGUUAUUGUGUUAGUUAUCGUCAUACUUGCUUGUGAAAGAAGGAUGAAGAAGAAGGAAGAAGAACCUGCUGAAGAUAAAAACCCUUCAAGCAACCACACCAUGGAAGAGCUGCUUGAAUCCACCGGAAAUGGAGCCCGGCAUAGAAAGACUUAACAUAUUUCCUUGCAAAAAAUAUGAACGCCCGGAAGUGUGGGAGCAUCUUUAUUUUGCUAUGCAUCAUUAUGGCUCAAAAGAAGCAUCAAUAUGUUUGAGGAAUAUUUGUGUUGCAUUCUCUUCAUCCCUAUUAGAAAGAGAAUUCCUUUGCCAAGUUAAACCUCGUAUCCAUAUAAGUCUUAUGAAUCCAUUCAUAAGAACUGUAAUGAUACAAUUCUUAAACAUCCUCUCUACCUACUGUAUGAUAAUUGUUUAGUUUAAUUUGAAGCUGCCAGGUGUCUGAAAGAAUGACAGUGAAUGUAUUAGAUGGAAGUCAAAUGAAAGCAUAUCAAAAACCUUGAUGUGGAAGUAGCAAUACUGCAGUUCACAUCACCAAUACAUUGGACUGUUGUUUUAAAACCAGGAGUUGCUGGAAGUACACAACAGAUCAGACAGGAUCUAUUGUAAGACACAUUAAUACUUCAGGUCAAUAAUUGCCAAUGAAUAUUAAUCAACUUGAAACAUUAUCCCUUUCCACAGACAUUGCAUGACCUCAGCGAUAUUUCCAGCAUUGUAUUUUGCUUUGUAUUUGAUCAGUGCAAAUUUUUGGCUAUAAAUCGUUCAAGUAAUCUUGCGUUUGUUGGCCAAAAAUCAGUAAUGGUCUGUAAUGCUAACCCAACGUUUGAAUACUGAAUAGGGGUCGGUCCCUAAGUGUGAUUGUUCUGGAACAGAAGGACAAGCAAAGGAAAAACAUUAUCUGUGCUUCUGCUGGUAUUGAUCCGGGAUUGUUACCAGAAGUGACCCUAACUUUUAGCUAGCCUAGAUAACCAUUUGUUCAUGAGCCUUGCUCAUGCAGAAUCAAAUUAACUUUAACAAGUAUUAUAAAAGCAAUAUCUGAUAUUUCUUCAUAGGUUUACUGUUUUUCUCAAGCUAGAUUAAUCAUUCAUUUUAUCUUAAGCCAUAAUUUAACUGUCCAGAAACAUCAGAGACAUCAUGAGCUACUUAAUCUUUGUGGUGCUUUUAGAUCUACCUUAAGGCUUACAAAAUAAUCCCUUGGCUGCAGUUCCCUUAGAUGGUUACCAUAUAGUAUAUUCUCUAUAAUACUUGGGUUCUCCUCCAUAAUCGUAUCCAGGAUGUUCCUCUACAAUCUUAUAACCAAACCAUGCAGCACCUCAAUCUUGUCAUACCUUUUUUUUUAAACUGUAAUUUUAUCCUUUGAUUUUGUUGAUACCCAUUGAUACUGCAAGCAAAUAUUGUUCACUCAGUACUGGGUUACGACAGCCUUUAUCGCUAGGUAAUUACUAGGUCUUGUGUUCAAUAAUGAACACAUGACUGGCUUCCAGUAAUGACAAUGUUGCCAUGCCUCUUAGCAACAAAGAGGCAACUCUAUUUCCUUACUAGCCCAUGGUGUCCUCUAAUAAAUAUUUAAGUUUCAAUUUCUGCAAAUAAUUGCUGGAUUCCUUAAUAAACAGUGGAUAUCAUAUCUUACCAAAGAACACAUUUUUGAAUAAAUAUGAUUGUUGUAUUUGUUGCAUUUUUCAAUAACUAUGAGGGUUAUUUUACUUUUGAAUAUCUAUUAUUCUCUCUAAGAAUCAACUAGUCCAGAUUAAAUCUGGGGGGGGGGGGGGGUGCGGGGGAGGAGAUAUUCUGGUUUUCAAACAAAAGCUAAGGGUUGAAUUUGUGAUAUUUUUCAGCUGCUCUGUAAAAUGUUCCUACUGAUCGAAAGUUUAAAACAAAAUCCCUAACCAGGGUGCUGUUCUGAAGAGUUCACAUGGGUUCAAUAAGGUGGAGGCCAAUCUUUUCAAUAAGUACAUUUAAUGUUAGAGAAAUGUAUAUAAUAUACAUCGUGAAAUUCCUUUUCUUCGCAGAAAUCCACAAAAACACAGAAGUGCCCCAAGGAAUGAAUGACAGUUAGAACCCCAAAGCCCCCCACAACUCCCCCUCCCAUGCACAAACGGCAGCAAGGCAGCGACCCUACCCCACCUGUAAAAAAAAAAGCAUCAGCACCCUCCACCGAGCACACAAGUGUGCAGCAAAGCAUCAAUAAAGACACGGACUUGCAGUACUCCAAAAACUACUCGUUCACCCAGUAAUUCAACAUACCGUAGGAUCUCUCUCCCUAAUAAGGGAAAAAGAGGUGUCCUGUUUCAAAGCGAGAUGGGGGACGUAACAAACAACUCACUGAUUUACAAUAUUAAAGAUUUGUUGUGUCACUUCUUCCGAGACCUGCAGCCAGAGAGUCGAGACCAAAAAGGUGCAGCUCGCUGGCCAAACAACUGUUCUUGACCAUUUUGAUUGCAAAACCUUUAUAUUAGAGCAGGGCUUCCCAACCUGAGGUUCAUGGACCCCUUGCUUAAUGGCAUUGGUUCAUGGCACAAAAUAGGUCAUGAGCCCCUGUGUUAUUGGGACUCAUGCCGAGAAACUGAAUUUCUCCAAACGUGCUAGGCAUAGCCCUAGAACCAUCCAGGGUUCUCAAACAAUAUGGUGAAGUGGACCAAAACUGCAUUAUACUGAUUUGAACUCAGAUUCAUCUUCCACAGCAAGGCCUGAGUGAUUCUGACUCAAUCAAACUUAAUUUCUAAUCAUACUUCCUAUGUCAACCACAUCAGUGGCAAUGAAUUCCAUAGGCUCAACUGGUUGAAGGAAUUGCUCAUCUCUGUUCUAAUGGAAUGUCCUUUAAAUCUGAGGCUAUGCCUCCAAGCCUAGACUUUUUCACUAUAAGGAAACAUCCUCUCCAUGUCCAUUCCAUCUAGGUCUUUUAAUAUUUUAUAGGUUUCAUGUGAUCCAUCCUCAUUCUUCUAAACUCCAGUGAGUACAGGCUCAGAGCCAUCAAAAGCUCCUCAUACAUUAACCCUUUCAUUCCUAGAAUCAUUCUCACGAAACUUCUCUGAACCCUCUCCAAUGCCAGCUCAUUUUAUCUUAGAUAAGGGCCCAAAACCACUCUCAAUACUUUGGCUUUUGUUUGAAAAGCAGAUCUUUAAGAUUUAAUUUUGACCACUUGAUUCUGUAAGAAAAUUAGUUUUUCAAAAGCUGAAUUGCCUUACAUUUAUUGAAGGGUACCACUAUUAUUUUUUAUUGUAGAAAGAUGUUUGCUUAGUCGGGUAUCAUAGAAAACCAACACAAUACAGGCCCUUCAGCCCAGAAAGCUGUGCCGAACAUGAAGUUACCUAAGAAAUCAUCCCUGUUGUUUAUUUAGGAAAAGGCAUUAUUAAGGUGCCACAUAUCUGUUUCUGUGAAUGAUAUGAUUGUACAUUAUUAAGAAAGAGUAAUAUAUUGCAUGAAGGGAGAAUUAGCUAAUAAAGUACAACAAAUCAGAAUAAGGGAACAAAUUUGCACUGGUAAUCAGUGACUCUUUGGGUUAGAAAGGGAGAAAUAAUGUGUUGUGCCACUCAAGACAUUAGAUGUAGGACUAAUGUUGGAAGUCCAAAAGGAGCACUGAUGAAAAUAGCUUGUGGAGGUACAUUGUCUGUAUUUUGUUCGAUGCAGUUUCACCUGAUCCUAAUGCUUCACAUAAAUGGUGAAUGUCAAUAGGCUAAUUGCAUUUGUGGUUUAGAGAAGAAAAUAAUUAUGUGUUUUUAUUUGACCACAUUAGUAAAAAACAGAAUAAUACUGUAAAUGCUGUAACUCCAAAAUAAAUUAAAGAAGAUAUUCAGUAGGCCAGACUGGAUCAUACUCUAUCUGGCCCAUUUCUGAAUUUAAUACAUUUUGUAUUCCUCUAAUAGUAUGCUUUCUGCCUGUAGGAUUGUCAUAGAAUCUUGUAACUGUAGUAAUCCCAAAGGUGGAACAGUCUGGGAACAGAAUGCCUCCUCCCUCCAGACUGCACUCUACUGUUCAUUACUUUGAAAUGCUUUUGCAACUCUUUUGAUCAGGAAUGUUUUUUAAUUAUUUAGAUACUUUUCAAAAAUAGUAUUUUUGAAAGGGGCAUUUUGGGCUGAGAGCCUAAGUUCUGUUUAAGAGUCUCCGCCCAAAACUUUGGCUAUUCCCUUCCAUGGGUACUACCUAACUUGCUGAGUUCCUCCAGCAUCUUGUGUGUGCUGCUCUGGCAUAAAGCUGAGGGACCAGAUGACUAUAUUGAAAGAUUGAGAAGUGGGAUGUUCUCCAACUUGUCACUGAAUUCUACCUUACAACUUGGAGACAAGCUGGCCUGCACAGUGGACUACGGGUCUUCCUGUAGAACGUACAACUCUUGUAGGUCAGUAACAUGUCAGGGCCUAAGUAAAGUUGACCAAGGAGAAUGGAACAAGCGCUGUGGUUGUUUGAACUUCACUGAUCCCCACAAAAAGUGGGCAGAUCUUCUGUCUACUGAGAUAGCUGUCUGCCUACCCUUAAGCCAUUUCUCCCGUACAUUUUAAUGAGGCCUGCUGUACCUGCCAGAGAAUUGGAAAUCUGUGAAGAUUGGCACAGGGAAAAUAGACCAGCUACGGGCUUGUUUACUGGAAUCUCAGUGUGGAUCAUGGUGGAAUUCUGCUCCCACUAGUCAUAUAAUGUAAGUGAGUUUUACUGCUGCUUGUGACGUCUGCAUAAAAAAUAUGAAGUUAUAAUAAUAGCAACAAAAUAAGCUCUGACCACAUUCUGCUGUGAACAGAAUAUCCAGUUUUGUUUAAUAGAUGAAACUGAAAAAGUUAUGACACUGUAACUGGUGAAAUCUGUGUGCCUUGGUAAACUGUUUAAUUUUUGAACAAUUUUUGCUGCGUAUGCUGAAUAUUGCAAAUAAAAGUAUUAUUUUAACAACUGCC
Molecule: messenger RNA, 5728 nt
Organism: Hypanus sabinus (Atlantic stingray)
Lineage: Eukaryota; Metazoa; Chordata; Chondrichthyes; Myliobatiformes; Dasyatidae
Product: embigin-like
Exons: 9
Coding region: 102-1013 (303 amino acids)
Source: RefSeq, a predicted model, not a curated record